Messenger RNA from Batrachochytrium dendrobatidis JAM81, 13524 nucleotides. RefSeq lists its product as uncharacterized. NCBI's taxonomy places the organism in Eukaryota, Fungi, Chytridiomycota, Chytridiomycetes, Rhizophydiales. Gene Ontology annotation, biological process: microtubule-based movement. The record is from RefSeq and is a predicted model, not a curated record. The transcript has 6 exons. The coding region runs from base 1 to 13524 and encodes 4507 amino acids. Gene Ontology annotation, molecular function: dynein intermediate chain binding; ATP hydrolysis activity; minus-end-directed microtubule motor activity. Gene Ontology annotation, cellular component: axonemal dynein complex.
AUGCCCGAAGACAAAAAGGAGGAUGACUCUAAACGAGGAAAAAAGGAGAGUGCUGACGGAGAAGACAAUGGACCUGUAGUCGUUCCUGUAGAUUCUCGAGUUAUGUGGUUUGAAGAUAAAGUAUGCAAUAGUCUCAAAAUCAAGAACGACAAGUGGAAAAAACUCAUUUCUGUAAACGAAAAUGUUGCAACUAUAUAUACGUUUCUGGACAAAGACUGUACAACCAUUUUGUUUUAUCUUAACCAAAAAGAAGAACUUAUUCCUUUAAUUAAUUUUCCCGCGCAGUUGAAACGCCGCUCUGUAUACUUUCUCAAGAAAAAGCCUGGUGCUCAGAUCGUUGAGAAACUCGAUACAGAGCUCAUAACUGGCGAUAUUUCAGCCAAUCCACUUGAAUUUCUUUCAACCGUUUUGGAAGAAGUCUAUUUGCCCCUUCUCACUAAUCCUAAAAAUUUAGAAACUUGGCCAGAAGUUGUCAGUAACGACGUGCUUCGUCAUUUUCAUCAGCUCAAUGGUGCCGUAUAUGUCAUUUCUGGAAAAUCAAAGGGAAAAACUAUGCUACCGCUUCCUCACGGUGCCAAAUUGAUGAAUGAGAGUGACAAGAGCAUUCUGCAUACUUUAGAGUCUUCAGUCAUUGAUUGGACUCACCAAAUCAAAGAAGUGAUCAAGAGUAGCUCGUCUGCUGCUCUCGAUCAAGGCGUCAAUCCUGGACCAAUGGUGGAAAUUGACUUUUGGGCUACAAAAGCUGCAAACCUUAAAUCCAUUCAUCAGCAGCUAACUGACGAAAAGAUUCAAAAAAUUGCAAAGGUAUUGCAAUUAAGCAAGAGUACCUAUUUUCCUGCAUUUCAGUGGAUUUUUGACGAGGUUGUGUUUGCAUUGGAGGAAGCCAGUGAUAUCAACGUUUAUCUCAAGGCACUUCGGCCUCAAAUUGAGCGUUUGGCUGGUGCCAAUGAAAUUGCUGAGCUGUCACAAAUUUUUCCAGGACUUAUGCACACACUCCUUCUUAUUUGGAAAUCAUCAAAGCACUAUAAUACCCCUAAUCGCAUGAGCGUUGUGCUUCAAGAGAUCUGCAAUGAUAUUAUUGAGCAAGCACGCAACUUUAUCCAACCAUCAGAACUGUUUAGUGCUGAGCCUGAAGAGGCAGCGGAGCGUUUACGUCUAGUUUUGCGUGUUUGCGAUUCCUUCAAAAGCACUUAUUUUGAAGGAAAGGCAACUACUAUGGAGUCUAGCCGUCCAUGGAAUUUUGACUCGCGUCUUUUGUUUGGUCGUCUGGACAAAUUUCUCGUUCGAGUCCAGCAUAUUCUUGAGCUUUUUGAAAUCAUUAUUGAAUUCAACCGUCUUGAGAAAAUUGAGAUUGGCGGCACCAAGGGAAAGAUUCUCAGCUUUCAAGUUGUUCAGAUAUUUACAGAAUUUGUCACUGCUCUUAGUAGCUUUGGUAAACUCAAGUAUGAUGUUUUGGAUAUUUCUCUCCACCAAUUUGAUGCCGAUCGCAACAAGUUUCACGAGAAAAUAACUGAUCUUGACCGUCGCAUUGGAACAAUUCUGUGUCAGGCAUUCGAUGACUGUUCCGGUCUAUACUCUUGUUUCCGUCUUUUAGAGUCGUUUUCUGGUCUUUUAAAUCGCAAUAAUAUCCAGAAAGACUUUGAACAAAAAUACUUUGAGCUUUUAAACAUGUACUCGCAAGAUUUGGACGAUGUAUCUGCUAUAUUUUUGCGAUACAAGAACCGACCGCCCAUUCACUAUAAUAUGGCGCCAGUAACUGGAACUGUCUCAUGGAUUCAUGAGCUCAAAGACCGUAUUACCAAAGCUAUGGACAAACUCAAGACAUUAAACCAUUCUGUAAUGAACACAGAAGAGGCCAGCAUUGUUAAAAACAAGUAUAGCGAACUUCUUACAGCACUUGAUGCUUUUGAACUCAAUGUGUUUAACGUAUGGAAAGAAACGAUUAUUGAUGAAUCAGAGGCUAAUCUCAACAAACCUGUGCUUAUUCGCGAAGGUUCACUUUUAAAAGUCAAUUUUGAUCCCAAGGUGGUUGCAUUGCUUCGUGAAGUCAGAUACUUUGGUGCGCUUGCUGUUCAACCACCACCCGCUGCUAUUGAAAUCUAUUCCAAAGCCGACACAUUCCGUAAAUACAUUUUUUCGCUUGAAAGCAUUGUAGACAUGUACAAUGGUAUUCGCAGCGGGGUACUUGAUGUUGAGCGUCCUCUCAUUGAAACCAAAAUCCAAGAGAUUGAUGCGCAAAUUGAACAAGGUGUUUCAUCUUUAAACUGGAAAUCCACAAAUAUUGAUGUGUAUAUUUCCGAAAUUUCUGCCACAGUGGGAAAUCUGUCGUCUAUUCUGCAAGCCAUGAAGAACAAUAUGAAUCAGAUUUCCAAGAUUCUCAAACAAUGGUCUGCUUCGCCACUUAUUGAGAGAAAAGAUGGAAAAAAAUUGCUUAAUCUUGAAGAAAAAGACGCCAAGUUUGGCAUUAUUAUUGAUACAUUUAAAAAAGAUGGUCAAAUUAUUAUUGGUCUGGUGGAGGAUACUCGUGCUCUUGUCGAGGCCGAAUCUACUGCAGAGAAAUGGGUCAAUUAUCUUGAAUUCGUUGACAAUAUUGUUCAAAAAGGAUUUUGGGCCACUAUCAAGGCAAGCAUGGAGUAUAUUCUGCAAAACACUGAAAAGGAUCGUGCAUCUGAAAUAGGACCACUUCUUGAAGCAAAGCUAGAGUUGGAAAACGAAAUGCUAGUUUUUACUCCAAGCAUGGACGAAGACUCUGAUGAGGGGCUACUAUCAAUCAUGGAAUGUGUUAUUGACGAUAUUUUUGAUGUAUCGUCACUUAUGCCGCGUGUUGCUCCUAUUGCAAAACCGAUUUCUCACAAUGCUCACAAGGUAGAAGCUAUGCCGGUGGAAAAUAAUGCACCAGUUUCCAGCAGCGAUGAUCCGUCUGAAUCACAAGAGUCAACAAGCGAGCGAGAGAAAAAAUUGAUUCUUGAAGCAGCCGAAAAUGAGUCUUACCUCGGUGAGAUGCGUCGAGAUGAGACCUUGGAUAAUUUGCGCGUAAGCAUUUUGGAUCGUGUAAAGGGUAUCAUUGAAAACUGUGCCCAAUACAAGGAUAGCUACGAGCAAUACACCUAUUUGUGGACAGAGAACCGCCAAGAAUACAUGAAACAAUUUCUUGAAAUUUCCGACAAAGGCGAAACCAACGAAGGUGAUGCAUCUCCAGCUGAUGAUGGUGAGCAGCCAAUUCAAUUGGAAAAUUUUGAAGCCGAGAUUCGUAAGUUUGAAGCUAUCCACAAAGCAGUCAUGGGAAUUGAGCCAGAGGUGAUUUUCCAGUACUGGUUCAGAGUGGAUGUCCGACCUCUUAAACAGGCUCUUAAUGUGGUCGUCAAAAAAUGGAGUUACACUCUCACAAAACAUUUGUCUGACGAUACUGUUUCUACCCUCAAUGAGCUCAAUCGGUUUAUCAGGCUUAACAAAAAGGGCCUUCAAGAUAAAAUUGAUGAAGGAGACUACGACGGUCUUGUUUCUGUAAUGGGACUAUUGCAUGCUGUCAAGCAUCGUACAACCAACAUUGAUAAAAUGUUUGAGCCAUUGCGCAAGACUGUCAAUCUUUUACGACAAUUUGGUGUAGAGUUGCCCGAGGAAAUUCACAAGCUGCUCAAUGAUCUUCCUGAAGAAUGGUCCGAAGUUAAAAAACUGUCGGUUUCCAUCAAAGACCAUGUUGCGCCACUUCAAGCCAAAGAGGUGGAUAUACUUCAGCAAAAAUGCAAUCGAUUUGAGAUGAAAAACCAUAAUUUCCGCGAAGAAUUUCGCAAAAAAGCUCCAUUCAAGUUUGAGGUUGGACCUGACCGAGCAUACGAGGUUGUGGAUGCUGUCCAUUCUGAUGUUCUCAUAAUGGAGACUGAGGCAAGUGCCUUGAAAAAGUCGUGUGAACUGUUUGAACUUAACGUACCCACUUACCGUCAGCUGUCAGAAUGUCGUCGAGAUAUUGGCAUGCUCAAAAGUAUUUGGGAUCUUGUUUCAUUGGUGACGUACAUGUUUGGCCAAUGGAAGACAACUUUAUGGACAGAAAUUGACACAGAUUCAAUGGAAAAUCGGUGCCGCGACUUGUCCAAAGAACUUCGUCGUAUGGAUAAAGAAAUUAAAGGUUGGGAUGUUUAUUCAGGUCUUGAUCAAAUGGUCAAGGAUAUGAUUACUAGUUUGCGGGCAGUGGGUGAGCUUCGAAGCAGUGCUAUUCGUGAUAGACAUUGGAAGCAGCUCAUGAAAACCACUGGUGUCACAUUUGUUUUGACCAAGGAUAUGAAGUUUCAAGAUCUACUCAGCCUACAAUUGCACAAAUACGAGGAUAAUGUCAAGGUUAUUGUCGAUCGUGCCACAAAGGAGCUUGCCAUGGAGAAAGUACUCAACGACCUUGACAAAACCUGGACUACAAUGGAAUUUACCUAUGAGAUUCAUGAUUCUACAAAAACGCCGCUUCUUCGUAGCUCUGAGGAGCUAAUUGAAACUUUGGAGGACAACCAAGUGAUGCUACAAACUAUGAUGACAUCCAAAUAUGUUGCUCAUUUUGAAGAGCAAAUCACCAAAUGGCAGAUUGCCUUGUCAACGGUUGAUUCUGUUAUCACGCUUUGGCUUGAGGUUCAACAAACAUGGUCACAUCUGGAGAACAUUUUCAUGGGAUCUGAAGAUAUUCGCGCACAACUACCUGAAGAUUCUCGCCGGUUUGAUAGCAUUGAUGCCAGCUACAAAACACUCAUGAACGAAUCACAAAAUACUCCAAAUUGUGUCAAAGCGUGCACCAAAGAAGGUCUUUUUGAAAAACUCGAGCAUCUGCAAGGUCAGCUUGCACUUUGUGAAAAGUCACUUGCUGAGUAUCUUGAAACAAAACGUCUUGCAUUUCCUCGAUUUUAUUUCGUAUCUGCAUCAGACUUGCUGGACAUUUUGGCCAAGGGAAAUAUUCCACAAGCAGUUGCAGUUCAUCUUCCCAAGCUUUUUGACAGUAUAUCUCAGCUGGAAUUCCACAAGACUGGAAACGGAGAUGUAACCAAGACCGUAGUAGGCAUGUACUCUCGUGAAGACGAAUAUGUACCGUUUGUCGGCAAGUGUGAGUGCACUGGAGCAGUAGAAAUGUGGCUUAACCGACUUGUAGAUAAUAUGAGAUCAACGUUGAAACAAUUGAUGGGAGAGGCCGUUGCAUCUUAUGAAGAAAAGCCUCGCGAACAGUGGGUUUUUGAUCAUCCAGCCCAAAUCACGCUUGCUGGCACGCAGAUUUGGUGGACCACCGAAGUCAAUACUGCUUUUAGUCGUCUUGAGGAGGGAUAUGAAAACUCCUUGAAAGAUUACUACAAAAAGCAGGUAAAUCAACUGACUGCGCUUAUUGGUCUUAUUCAGGGUGAGCUUCCUCGUGGUCAUCGUCAAAUGAUUAUGACUGUAUGCACGCUUGACGUGCACGCUCGUGAUAUUGUUGCCAAGCUGAUUUCUGAAAAGGCCGAAAAUGCGCAAUGCUUUAGCUGGCAGUCUCAAUUGCGUUUGAGAUGGGAUGAUGUUGACCAAAACGAUUGUUUUAUCAAUAUCUGUGAUGCUGGAUUCAAAUACAACUACGAAUACUUGGGCAACACACCACGUUUGGUUAUUACAGCUCUUACUGAUCGUUGCUAUAUUACUCUGACUCAGUCGCUACAUCUCAUUAUGGGAGGAGCUCCUGCCGGACCUGCAGGUACAGGUAAAACAGAAACCGUUAAAGAUCUGGGUAAAGCACUUGCAAUCAUGGUAUACGUUUUUAAUUGCUCUGAGCAAAUGGACUACAAGUCUAUUGGAAAUAUCUUUAAAGGACUGGCCCAGUCUGGUGCCUGGGGAUGCUUUGAUGAGUUUAAUCGUAUUUCUGUGGAAGUACUGUCGGUCGUUGCUACUCAAGUCAAGUCAAUCCAAGACGCUCUCCGCGCCAAGAAAAAACGAUUUAUUUUCCAAGGAGAAGAAAUUGGUUUGAUACGUACUGUUGGUGAAUUUAUUACCAUGAAUCCUGGCUACGCUGGACGUACCGAGCUUCCCGAAAAUAUAAAGGCACUGUUUCGACCUUGCUCAAUGGUUGUUCCCAAUCUGGAGCUUAUUUGUGAAAUCAUGCUUAUGGCUGAAGGAUUUAUUGAAGCCAGUUCUUUAGCACGCAAGUUUAACACUCUCUACAAACUAAAUCGCGAGCUUUUGUCGAAACAAGAUCAUUAUGAUUGGGGUCUCCGUGCUAUCAAAUCUGUGUUGGUUGUUGCCGGCACCCUGAAACGUGCCGACCCCAACGUUCCAGAAGAGCAUGUGCUCAUGAGAGCGCUCCGUGAUUUCAACUUGCCAAAGAUUGUCACAGAUGAUCUGCAAGUAUUCCAUGGUCUUAUUGGGGAUCUAUUUCCUAAAGUGGAGGUUCUCCGAAAGCGCAAUGAAAAGCUAGAGGAAGAGAUUCGCAAAGCCACUGUCGAGAAUGGACUACAGGCCGAAGACAUUUUUGUGCUCAAAAUUGUACAGCUUGAGGAACUCAUGGCUGUGCGUCAUUGUGUGUUUAUUAUUGGAAACAGUGGCACAGGAAAAUCUCAGAUUUGGAAGAUGCUUGCCAAAACCUAUGUCAAUAUGGGGAAAAAAUGCACCACAUCCGAUCUCAAUCCCAAAGCAGUCAACACAGAUGAUCUUUUUGGCUGCAUUAAUCCAUCUACUCGUGAAUGGAAAGAUGGUUUAUUUUCUUGCAUUUUGCGUGAAAUGGCUAAUGCUCCAGGUACUGAUCCCAAAUGGAUGAUCCUGGAUGGUGAUAUUGAUCCCAACUGGAUUGAGUCACUCAACACUGUUAUGGACGACAACAAAAUGCUUACACUUGCCAGUAACGAGCGUAUUCCUUUAAAGAACCACAUGCGUCUUGUUUUUGAAAUUGGCAAUCUUAAAUAUGCCACACCUGCCACUGUGUCGCGUGCUGGUAUUUUAUAUCUUAAUACGACCGAUCUUGGAUGGAAUCCAUAUGUCCAGUCUUGGCUAGAAAAGCGAGAGGAUGCAGCUGAACGUUCCAAUCUAUCAGUUCUUUUUGAUCGAUAUGUCAAUCCCUGUCUUGAAGUUUGCCGCUCAGGCAGAUUUAAGAUGGCAAAUGUAGAAGAGUUUUCCAUGGUGGUUGCACUGUGUAAUAUCCUGGAGGGUUUGUUGGUUCCAGCCAAUACACCUAGAGGAUGCGACAAGGAAUGGUUUGAGCUUUAUUUUGUAUUUGCGGCAGUCUGGGCUUUUGGUGGAUGUGUGUUUCAAGAUCAAAUGGUUGACUACCGCAACGAAUUUAGCAAAUGGUGGAAUUCAGAAUUCAAGGUUGUCAAAUUUCCUCCAUCUGGAACUGUGUUUGAUUACUACAUUGAUACCGACUCCAAGCGUUUUCUUUCAUGGACUGACCGGGUUCCUCAGUAUGAGUACGAUAUUGACAUGCCUUUACAAGCCGUACUUGUUCAUACCCAGGAAACCACACGAAUUCGCUAUUUCCUGGAUCUUUUGGCAGACAAUGGCAAACCCGUAUUGCUGAUUGGCAAUGCAGGCUGUGGUAAAACCGUGUUAAUGCAAGACAAGCUUAAUUCGUACAGUGAUGAUCGUUUGAUUGUAAAUGUUCCAUUUAAUUUUUACACUACUGCAUGGUCGCUCCAAUCAGUUCUUGAAAAGCCAUUGGAGAAAAAAGCUGGUCGCAACUAUGGCCCACCAGGAAAUAAAAAGAUUAUAUACUUUUUAGACGAUCUCAACAUGCCCGAGGUUGACAAGUACGGUACCGCAAGUCCACAUACCUUGCUUCGCCAGUUUUUGGACUACAAGCAUUGGUACGAUCGUACCAAGCUAACACUCAAGGAGAUUCAUAACUGUCAAUAUGUUGCGUGCAUGAAUCCCACGGCCGGAUCCUUUACAAUUGAUCCACGUCUUCAGCGCCAUUUUGCUUGCUUUACCGUCAAUUUCCCCGGCGUGGAAUCUCUGCAAAGUAUCUAUCUUCAGAUUCUGGGAGGUCAUCUCAAGCUCUUCCCUGCCUCCCUACAGCGUAUUUCCGAGCGUAUUGUCACCGCGUCACUUCUUCUUCACAAAAAGGUAGCAUCGACGUUCUUGCCUACUGCUGUAAAGUUUCACUAUGUGUUCAACUUGAGAGACUUGAGCAACAUUUUCCAAGGUAUUCUUUUUUCGACAAAAGAAAAAAUUAAAGAGCCAAUUGAACUUGUCCAGCUCUUUAUUCAUGAAACGUCCCGUACAUACGGUGAUAAAAUGAUUGACGAUGCUGAUCGGCAACAGCUUGUUAAAAUUCAAGAGGAGAUUAUUAAAAAAAACUUUGAGGAUAUGGAUCAGGGAUCUCUCAAGGCCGAGCCCAAUAUUUUUGCACACUUUGCAGGUGGUAUGGGUGAGCCUAAAUACGCUCAAAUCAAGGAUUGGAUACAGUUGCGCAAAGUCUUGGAUGAAGCGCAGCUCCAAUAUGAGGAAGUCAAUGCAGCCAUGAAUCUGGUGCUUUUUGAAGAUGCUAUGAGCCACAUUUGCCGCAUCAAUCGUAUUCUUGAAUCUCCUCGUGGAAAUGCUUUGCUUGUUGGUGUUGGUGGUUCAGGAAAGCAGUCACUAUCUCGACUUGCAGCAUUUAUUUCUCAAAUGGAAGUAUUCCAAAUCACAUUGCGUAAAGGAUACUCUAUUUCGGAUCUUAAAAUAGACUUGGCGGGCCUGUAUAUCAAGACAGGACAAAAGAAGAUGCAAAUUAUGUUUUUGCUGACUGAUUCUCAAAUCGCGGAUGAAAAGUUUUUAGUGCUCAUCAAUGAUUUAUUGGCUUCUGGCAAUAUUCCCGGUUUGUUCCCUGAUGAAGAAGUUGAUGGUAUAAUCAACUCUAUGCGCGGUGAGGCUAAAGCACAAGGAUUGGUAGAUACUCGUGAAUCCUGUUGGGACAUUUUCAUUCGUCUUGUGCGUCGUAAUCUCAAGGUUGUACUUUGCUUUUCACCUGUUGGAAACUCAUUGCGAUCCAGAUGCAGAAAAUUCCCUGCGAUUGUCAAUUGUACAAUGAUUGAUUGGUUCCAGGAGUGGCCAGAAGAGGCUUUGACAUCGGUUGCAAAUCGCUUCAUCUCUGCGUUUGAUUUAGUUUCUGAGCCUCUCAAAAAACCUGUCACCAAGUUUAUGUCGUUUGCCCAUGUGGGUGUCAAUGCUGUAUCAAGAAAAUAUCUUCUCAACGAAAAACGAUACAAUUACACUACUCCAAAAUCAUUCCUUGCUCUUAUAUCACUGUACAAGGAGAUGCUUGAAAAAAAGGCUUUAGAAUUGACAAAAAGCAUGGAUCGUUUGGAGAAUGGCUUGACUAAACUUCAAGCAACAGCUGGACAAGUGGAUGAUCUUAAAGCCAAACUUGCCACUCAAGAGGUAGAGCUCAAGUCUAAAAACGAGGAAGCUAAUCGUUUGAUUGAGCGUGUUGCCAUUGACACAGAAAAGGUAAACAAAGAAAAGGCGAUUGCUGCCGAGGAAGAAAAAAAGGUGGAUGCCAUUACCAAGGAAGUUGGGGAAAAACAAACUGCUUGUAUGCGUGAUCUCAGUGCUGCCGAGCCGGCACUUGCUGCUGCUGCCAAUGCUUUAAACUCACUCAACAAGGCCAAUUUGACUGAACUUAAAUCGUUUGGUUCACCCUCGGAUGAAGUCAAAAAUGUUGCUGCUGCUGUCAUGGUGCUUCUGAGUCCUCCAGGUAAAAUUGCAAAGGACAGAUCAUGGAAGGCAUCUAAAAACAUGAUGGCCAAAGUCGACGCGUUUCUUGAAUCUCUCAUCAAUUUUAACAAGGAAGCCAUUGAUCAAUCCAAUCUGGAUGCAAUUCAGCCUUAUUUGCAAGAUCCCAACUUUAACGAAGAGUUUAUGAAGAGCAAAUCUCUCGCUGCUGCUAGUCUUUGCGCAUGGGUAGUCAACAUUGUUAUGUACUACCAUGUGUAUUGUGAUGUUGAGCCUAAAAGAAAAGCACUAGAGUCGGCAAAUGCCGAGUUACAGUCUUCUCAGGUCCGUCUUCGUGAUAUUCAAUCCAAGAUCGGAGAACUUGAUCGCAACUUGGGUGAUUUACGCGCCAAGUUUGAAAAGGCAACUGCUGAUAAGCUCAAGUGUGAGGAAGAAGCAAAGAGUACCCAAGAAACCAUUGUUUUGGCCAACCGCCUUGUCAAUGGUCUUGCUUCAGAAAAAGUACGUUGGAGUGAAGCAGUCGGGCGAUUUAAACAGCAGGAAAAAACUAUUGCUGGAGAUGUACUGGUUUCCGCUGCAUUUGUUUCGUAUGUAGGUUGUUUCAGUAAGCGCUAUCGUGAAGAGCUGCUCAAUGACAAUUGGCUAAAGUAUCUGCGUGACGAAAACAAUGAGCUACGAGUUCCUUUAUCUGAAGGUGUAGAUCCACUAAGUAUUUUGACCAACAGUGCCGAGAUUGCCAAAUGGAAUAACGAGGGCUUGCCUACUGAUCGUGUUUCUCUUGAAAACGCCACAAUGGUAACUAGCUGUAAGCGCUGGCCUCUUAUUAUUGAUCCCCAGCUGCAAGGUGUGACUUGGAUCAAGACUCGUGAAGGAGCUAACCUCAAGGUUGUUCGUCUUGGUGCUCGUGGAUACCUGGAUGCAAUUGAAAAGGCAGUGUCUUCUGGCGAUGCAGUGCUCAUUGAGGAUAUUGCUGAAAGCAUUGAUCCAGUUCUCAAUCCUCUUCUUGGUCGCGAAACAAUUAAAAAGGGCCGCUAUGUUAAGAUGGGUGACAAGGAAGUCGAAUACGACUCCCGCUUUAAACUCAUUCUUCAAACUCGCCUUGCCAACCCUCACUAUCCACCUGAAGUUCAAGCACAAACUACUUUAAUCAACUUUACUGUUACACUUGCCGGUUUGGAAGAUCAACUGCUUGCUGAUGUAGUGAAUAUUGAACGUCCUGAUUUGGAAAAAACAAAGGCAGAUUUGACCAAACAGCAAAACGAGUUUAAAAUCAAGUUGACUGAGCUUGAAGAUGCUCUUCUUUCGCGUUUGUCGGCUGCACAAGGAAAUUUCCUUGGAGAUACUGCUCUUGUUGAAAAUCUUGAAACCACAAAAAGUACUGCAACAGACAUUGAGCAAAAAGUCGAAGAGGCCAAGCGCACUGAGAAAAAGAUCAACGAAACACGAGAACUAUAUCGCCCAGUUGCGGCUCGAUCUUCCCUUCUUUACUUUUUGCUCAACGACCUGUGGCAAAUUCAUCCCAUGUAUCAGUACUCUCUUAAUGCAUACAAAGUAGUGUUUAAAAAUGCCAUUAACCGCGCCGACUCCAGCGAGGAUAUCAAAGAACGGGUGUUACUUUUAAUUGAUUCGAUUACCUAUAUGGUGUUUGUUUAUACCACUCGUGGUCUAUUUGAGCGCGACAAGCUGAUUUUCACAGCGCAGAUGACGUUCCAGAUUUUGAUUGCACAAGGAGAUAUUGACUACCAAGAGCUCGACUUUUUACUUCGAGCCCCACGUGUUCUUGGUGUGAACAGUACCUUGGAAUGGCUUACUACACCUGCAUGGGGAAUGGUCAAAGCUCUGUCUAAUUUGGAAGUAUUUAGAACGCUUUCUUCCGAUAUUGAAGGUUCCUCAAAGCAGUGGAAAAAAUAUUGUGAAAACGAGUGUCCCGAGAAUGAAAAACUACCUCAGGAAUGGAAAAACAAAACCCCGCUUGAAAAAAUGUGUAUUUUACGAUGCUUGCGUCCUGACCGCAUGACUUAUGCAGUUCGUAAUUUUGUUGGUAUAAAGAUGGGCCAGCGAUUUAUUGAAGCAGCACGAGUUCCUCUUGCCAAAUCAUUUGAGGAAUCUGCACCAGCAACUCCUAUUUUCUUUAUUCUUUCUCCAGGUGUUGAUCCUGUCAAAGAAGUUGAAGCGCUUGGCCGCCAACUCGGCAUCUCUGAAGAUCUUGGAAACUUCCACAACGUGUCGCUUGGUCAAGGCCAGGAGGUUAUUGCAGAACAGAAACUGGAUAUUGCUUACAAAAAUGGUGGUUGGGUCAUGUUGGAAAACAUACAUUUGGUUUCUAAAUGGCUUCAUACUUUGGAAAAGAAGCUUGAGGCACUUUCCAUUGGAGCGAAUCCACAAUUCCGUGUAUUUUUAUCUGCAGAACCUGCUGGUGAUCCAGCAUACCACAUCAUACCUAUUUCUAUUCUACAGGCGUCAAUCAAGAUCACCAACGAGCCUCCAACUGGAAUGCAGGCCAAUAUUCACAGAGCACUUGACAACUUUUCACAAGAGACUCUAGAAAAAUGUUCCAAGGAUGCCGAGUUUAAAGCAGUUCUUUUUGCACUUUGCUACUUCCAUGCCGUGGUUCUUGAGCGUCGCAAGUUUGGUACUCAAGGCUGGAACAAACCAUACCCUUUUAGUACCGGCGAUUUGAUGAUUUCUGUUGAUGUGCUGUUUAACUACCUCGAGACAUUUGCCAAAGUUCCAUGGACUGAUUUACGGUAUAUUUUUGGUGAGAUUAUGUACGGUGGACAUAUUUCAGAUGAUUGGGAUCGUAGGCUGUGUUCUGCGUAUCUAGAUGUAUAUCUUCGCGAAGAAAUGCUUGAUGGAAACUUUGAGCUUGCACCAGGAUUCAACAGUCCACCCACGUCCGACUACAAGGAGUAUCACCGAUACAUUGACGACAGUCUACCAGCAGAGUCGCCUUACCUGUACGGUUUGCAUCCCAAUGCAGAAAUUGGUGUGCUGACCAAGAUGGCAGAUAAACUAUUUAAAACCAUUUUGGAAAUGCAACCUCGUGAUGCUGCAGGUGGUGCAGCUUCGUCCAAAGAAGAAAAGGUCAAGAUUGUUCUUGAAGAAAUCAUGGAAAAACUACCAGACAGCUUUAAUGUGGCUGAGCUUAUUGCUCGAGUUGAAGAAAGAACCCCUUAUAUAUCUGUUGCUAUUCAAGAAUGCGAUCGCAUGAGCAUGUUAACGACUGAAAUCAGAAGAUCUCUCAAAGAACUUGAAUUAGGUCUCAAAGGUGAUUUGACUAUUUCUGAAAACAUGGAGCUGCUCAUGAAUUCACUGUAUCUCAACGAAGUGCCAGCUCGUUGGGAAAAGCUUGCGUAUCCAUCGCUUCAGCCUCUUGGAGCGUGGUAUGGUGACCUGCUAUUGAGAAUCAAGGAGCUAGAGGCAUGGGUAGCAGAAUUUAACUUGCCCGCGGUAGUUUGGCUGCCCGGUCUGUUUAAUCCCCAAUCCUUUUUGACGGCUAUUAUGCAAACAACAGCUCGUAAGAAUGAAUGGCCACUGGAUCGUAUGGUACUGACUGUAGAUGUCACUAAAAAAGCAAAAGAAGAGUUUUCAGGUGCUCCUCGUGAAGGAGCCUAUGUUCAUGGUUUGUUUAUGGAAGGAGCGCGCUGGGAUAUGGGUACUGGUAUGAUACAAGAAUCGCUUCUCAAGGAACUUACUCCAUCUAUGCCUGUCAUUUACAUCAAGGCGAUCCCAGUUGACAAAAAAGAAACAAAGGGAGUGUACGAAUGCCCAGUUUACAGAACAAGGCAGCGUGGACCUACUUUUGUAUGGACAUUUAAUCUUAAAACCAAAGAACGCCAACAAAAAUGGAUUCUUGCAGGCGUAUGUCUACUUUGUUCUGCAGAAUAA